GCGGGGCCAGUAGUGCGCUGGCACUGCGGGUCGGUUGCGGCUGCGGAGCCUACCCGGCCUGAGAUGCCGUGCAAACGCAGCACCAAGUGUGCACAGACUCACGGUCAGACCGCGGGAGGGACCUGGGAGCGGCCACGGGGGCCGGAUCGCAUCUGUAGGCAGGGAGGAGAAUAUUGGUCCACAUCCCCCCCCCAACAGUCCCAAUCAUCAGACCCAGCCUGUGGAACUCGGUCCUGGGCAAGCAUCAUCUGGCGUGCAUCCGAAGAGUCUUUAGCUCCCAUCCACCUUCACCUUUGCUUGCUUUUGGUCUUCUGUUGGAAUGUCGCAUAUCCUGCUCCCUCCUCCCAUCUCCAGGAUUACUUUAUCCUUAGGAGAGCAAGAGCUCAAGCAGGGAAAGAGCCUGCCCUUUGGAUCCAGCACCAGCCGCUGUCCACCCGUUCACUUCCACACUAUCCUCACGUCUCCAUCAUGACACCCCUGCUCCCGGUGUUCCUGGUGGUUCUGGUGGGCCUGCCUGUGGCCCAGGCUCUGGAGUGCCACGUGUGUGCCUACAAUGGAGAAAACUGCUUCAAACCCAUGCGAUGCCCAGCCAUGGCCACCUACUGCAUGACCACACGUACUUACUUCACCCCAUACCGGAUGAAAGUGAGGAAGUCGUGUGUACCCAGCUGCUUUGAGACUGUGUAUGAUGGAUACUCCAAGCAUGCAUCCGCCACCUCCUGUUGCCAGUACUAUCUCUGCAAUGGGGCUGGCUUUGCGACCCCAGUGACCUUGGCCCUGGUCCCGGUACUCCUGGCCACCUUCUGGAGCUUGCUGUAAAGCUCUGUUCCCCUAGACAGACCCCACUCAAACACAAAGCUCUUAAGAGA
Messenger RNA from Peromyscus leucopus (white-footed mouse), 869 nucleotides. It is a transcript of the gene Lynx1, whose product is annotated as Ly6/neurotoxin 1. The coding region runs from base 64 to 819 and encodes 251 amino acids. The record is from RefSeq and is a predicted model, not a curated record. The transcript has 6 exons. NCBI's taxonomy places the organism in Eukaryota, Metazoa, Chordata, Mammalia, Rodentia, Cricetidae.